This is a messenger RNA of Manis pentadactyla (Chinese pangolin), 3795 nucleotides long. RefSeq names its product scavenger receptor class F member 1 (gene SCARF1). The record is from RefSeq and is a predicted model, not a curated record. The transcript is spliced from 11 exons. Lineage: Eukaryota; Metazoa; Chordata; Mammalia; Pholidota; Manidae. Bases 75 to 2567 code for a protein of 830 amino acids. Gene Ontology annotation, molecular function: scavenger receptor activity.
UGGGAGGAAGCAGGGAGGGGGUUGUGAGCUGUGGGGGCCAGACUAAACCAAGCCCUCUGGCUGUACUGGCCGCCAUGGAGCUAGGGCUGCUGCUUCCUCUGCUGCUGCUUGGGACUCGGGAGACUCAGGGGUCUGAGCUGGACCCCAAUGGGCAGCACGUCUGCAGGGCAAGCAGCCUCUCUGCUGAGCUCCAGUGCUGUCCAGGCUGGAAGCAGAAAGAUCAACAAUGCACUAUCCCCAUCUGUGAGGGGCUGGAUGCCUGCCGGGAAGACGAGGUAUGCGUGAAACCAGGCCUCUGUCGAUGUAAACCUGGAUUCUUCGGGGCCCAGUGCAAUUCACGCUGCCCAGGCCAGUACUGGGGCCCGGACUGCCGCGAGAUCUGCACCUGUCACCCACACGGCCAGUGCGAGCCGGCCACCGGCGUGUGCCACUGUCUAGCCAACCGCUGGGGCGGCCGCUGCGAGUUCUCGUGCAUCUGCGGCCCGCACGGGCGCUGCGACCCCGCGUCAGGCGCGUGCCGCUGCGAGCCCGGCUGGUGGUCGACCACGUGCCACCGCCCCUGCCAGUGCAACCCGGCGGCGGCGCGCUGCGAUCAGGCCACUGGCUCCUGCCUAUGCGAACCCGGCUGGUGGGGCCGCCGCUGCAGUUUCCGCUGCGGCUGCCACGGCUCUCCGUGCGCCCAGGACUCGGGCCGCUGCACCUGCCGGCCCGGCUGGUGGGGACCCGAGUGCCGGCAGCAGUGUGAGUGCGUGCGCGGCCGCUGCAGCUCCACCUCCGGCCAGUGCGUCUGCCCUCCGGGCUUCCGCGGUGCGCGCUGCGAGAUGCCCUGCUCCGCCGGCAGCUACGGGGCGCAGUGCCGCCACAGCUGUGGCCACUGCAAGCAGAAUGAGCCCUGCUCUCCAGACACAGGCAGCUGUGAGUCCUGCGAGCCAGGCUGGAACGGGACCCAGUGCCACCAGCCUUGCCCACCUGGCACCUUCGGCGAGAGCUGCAGGCAGCAGUGUCCUCACUGCUGGCUUGGGGGAGCCUGUCAGCCAGACACUGGGCGCUGUCAGCGCUGUGACCCUGGCUGGCUGGGGCCCAGGUGUGAAGACUCCUGCCCGACUGGCACCUUCGGGGAGGGCUGUGGCUCUACCUGCCCCACCUGUGUUCAGGGGAUCUGUGAUGCUGUGACUGGGGAAUGUGUCUGCAACACUGGCUACUGGGGGCCCAGCUGCAACUCUUCAUGCCCAUCUGGCUUCCAUGGAAAUAACUGCUCUGUUCCUUGUGAAUGCCCAGAGGGACCCUGCCACCCUGUCUCUGGGGCCUGCCAGCUGGGGCCUCGCAGUCAGGACGCUGCCCUCAUCGCUGGCAUUCUUGUGCCUCUGCUGGUGCUCCUCCUGGGCAUCACCUGCUGUGUGUGCUGCUGCCAGGCCACCCGGCUGGAUCCCAAGGACAGGCCAGCAAGAGACGGAGCUGCUGUGUCCAGGAUGAAGCUGCAGGUCUGGGGGGCAGUGACCAGCCUGGGCUCCAUGCUGCCCUGUGGUUCCCUCAGCAGCCACAAGCUUCCCUGGGUGACAGUCUCACACCACGACCCGGAGAUCCCCUUCAACCACAGCUUCAUUGAGCCACCCUCUGCGGGCUGGGCCACAGAUGACUCCUUCUCUUCCGAUCCUGAGUCUGGAGAGGAGUACGAGGGUCCUGCCUACUGCGUGCCACCCCAAGAAGGGAUGGUCCCUGUGGCCCAAGCAGAGUUGCCAGAGGCCAGCCUGGUUGGAGGUCCCUUCCCUCCCCCUGAGGAUGCCUCCACACCGUUCCCCAUCCCACGCACUUCCAGUUUAGCACGGAACAAGCGACCAUCGGUCUCCUUUGCUGAAGGCACCAAGUUUGCACCGCAGAUCCACCGAAGCUCAGGGGAGCUCUCCAGCCCACUCCGAAAGCCCAAGAGGCUGUCUCGGGGCGCCCAACCAGGUCCUGAGAGCCAGGAGACCGAAGAGUCCACAGGCCGAGAGCAAGGAGAUGCGGACAAGGCCUCUCCUGGUGCUGCCAGCCCCAGGGAUUCUGCCAUUGGCCGCCGCUGGCUCCCGCUUGGUGGCCGGACAGUGGCUGAGCGUGUGGAAGCCAUCGAGGGCAAUGUCCGGGAGAGCUCAGGCUCCAUGAGCACAAUCUACAUGCUGGCAGGGUCACCCCAGGGAUCUGAGGGCCCCGUCCGGUCUGUUCUCCGCCGUUUUGGUAGCUUCCACAAAGGCCAGGCAGAGCCCAAGGUCAAGAGUGCCAUCCCCAAGCCUCCACGCCGGGCCUUGAGUCGGAACAAGGGCAGUCCUGGGCUGGCCUCUGGCUCUGCUAAUCAGAGCCCCAGCUCAGUCCCGAAUGAGGAGCUCACUGGGGCCUUGGAAUCUGUAGGAACCAGGCCAGAGGAAGUGGCCAGGGGGUUGGGGGAUGGCAUCAAGAACUCGGGGAGGGCCCAGGAAUUGGCACCUGAGGGUAACCCACCAGAACAGGAUCCCCAGAAGCUGGCUGACAAGGAAGGGCAGGAGGAGCCCCAGUAUGAGAAUGUUGCCCCUAUCUCUGGGUCACCAGCACCCUGAGGACCUUGAAUUUGGAGAGUAGAAAGACUAUGAAUGGGGAUAGGCAUCUGAAAUGCCCCUGGAUCAGAUUGUGUUUUGUGCUGGUAAAAGAUCCCAGGGCCAGGAAAGACAUAUCAGAGCCUCUGUCCUUCCAUGUGGAAACAUCAGAGUCUGGGGCCAGCUGGCCCUGGUGAUGCUGUGGAAGGCCUGGGCAGAGACCCCACAGGAUGGGGUCAGGAAGGGGAAAGAGAUGGCUGCAGGGACAUUUUCUCUGUUGUCGUGGACUCUGUUUUCCCCCAAAAGCUAUUCUUUCCUUCAUUUGCAAAACAUUUUUCUGAAAUGGGAAACAAAUGUUUGAUGGCAAAAGAUUGGUUAAAGAAAUAUUUCUUAUAGUAGGUUCCUAAACAACCACAAAAGUCAUGUUGUACAAAAAUAUUUAAUAUGGAAGAUAUGGGAGGAUGUUCAUGCUAUACUGUUAAGUAUAAAAAGUAAGUUUUCUUUUUAGAAAUUUGUUUUUUCCUCAGGAUACAUCUUUAGGAUUCUUCCAUUUUGUGUAUAUAUUUCAUGACUGUUCUAUGGAUUUUUAAAAAAGUACGCGCAUAAAAAAGAUUCGAGGGAAAGGCAUUCAAUGGCAUUUUUCUCUGGGAGAUGAGAUUUUGGCUGAUACUUAUUUUUUUCUUAAACUUCUGUUGAAUUUGCAAAUUUGCCACAGUGAACAUCCUUUUUUACUUCUUUCACUAGACUGAAUUUAAAAAAAAUCAUUAAAAAGCUAUGUUCUUUAUAAAAGUAAAAAGUACUAACAUUACAGACAUGUAUAAAGUAAAAAAGAGAUCUCCCUUCUCCCCAGAGCAGCUGGGGGACAAAAAGGGGGCCAAACUUACUUCCCACUGAAUGCUUUUUGGUCUUGUUCUGAAUUCUUUCCUCACGUACUUGUAUUCCCUAGUGAGGAAAUAAAGAGUGCUUCCCCUUCUAUCUCAGUGCUCAGAGAAUCACAUGAACAAUUUAGAGGCUUGCUUUCUGUGCACAUGAAAACAAACAAAAAAUACUGUUCUACAAUUUGUUUUUUUACUUAACAAUAUAUGCUGGAUAUCUUUCAUGUCAGUAAAUGUAAAGCUACCUCUUUUUAUAAAAAAUGGCUAUAUGGGAUUCCAUCACGUGGAAAUAAUACAGGUUAUUUAAACCAUCCCUAGCUUACGGGGAUUUGGGUUGUUCCUAAUUGUUUUGAUGCAAUAAAUGAUGCAGUGUACAA